AUGAAUGCGUUCCACGAUACGAGUCAACGUCAGGGGUCGUCUCUUAAAUGUGAGGAGCUGAAGCAUCGAGAAGGAAAGUGGAGUCAAGGAAUAGUGGAGGUGGAGAGCUGUCCAUAUGGAAGGACAAGAGAAGAUGAAGAUGAAGACGAGGAGGCCGAAUACAACCGAACCAUCCAAAUUUCAUGUGAAGCCUUGGACUUGGAGAUCUAG
Molecule: messenger RNA, 210 nt
Organism: Botrytis porri
Lineage: Eukaryota; Fungi; Ascomycota; Leotiomycetes; Helotiales; Sclerotiniaceae
Exons: 2
Coding region: 1-210 (69 amino acids)
Source: RefSeq, a predicted model, not a curated record